Eutrema salsugineum is the source of this 1639-nucleotide messenger RNA. RefSeq names its product lanC-like protein GCL2. Bases 198 to 1415 code for a protein of 405 amino acids. The record is from RefSeq and is a predicted model, not a curated record. Gene Ontology annotation, cellular component: plasma membrane. Gene Ontology annotation, biological process: peptide modification; carbohydrate metabolic process. The transcript is spliced from 6 exons. NCBI's taxonomy places the organism in Eukaryota, Viridiplantae, Streptophyta, Magnoliopsida, Brassicales, Brassicaceae.
AUUGCGUAGAUCUGAUUUUUUUACAUUUCUUUUCUCAUUAGAAAAGGGCACGUUGACCACAACGUGUAACCAACUCACCGAACCGAUCGUCUCAACGGUGUCGUUUUCCUCCUCCGCUCCUGUCCUUCUAGAAAGCUAAACAUUUUCUCCGAUAAUGGUUUUUGGAGAGCUAAACACAAAACAAAAGAGACACGAAGAUGGCUGAUCGGUUCUUCGACAAUGUGAUGCCCGACUUCGUGAGGGAGACAGAAAGUGAAGCCGGAGGAGACUCGCUCACGAAUCUUCUUGCUAUGCCCUACUCUUCUCUCUCGCAGCUGCUCAAACGGUCCGCUUUGGAUCUUAAAGAAACCGUAGUGAUGGAAACUUGGGGUUUCAGUGGGCAGCUUGUUCAGGACUUCACUCUUUACUCGGGAGCCCUUGGAGCUGCGUUUCUACUCUUUAGAGCUUAUCAGGUGACUGGCAACGCCAACGACCUUUCCCUCUGCUUGCAAAUCGUCAAGGCUUGUGAUGCUGCUUCUGCCUCCUCAGGGGAUGUAACUUUUAUCUGUGGCCGAACCGGAGUUUUUGGUCUCGGCGCUGCUGCUGCCAAGCGUUCUGGUGACCAAGAGUUGCUCAAUUACUAUUUGGCACAGUUCCGUCAGAUUAGACUAUCUAGCGAGAUUCCUAACGAGUUGUUAUACGGAAGAGUUGGUUAUCUAUGGGCUUGUCUUUUCGUCAACAAAUAUGUUGGCGCAGAAACGUUGCCUUCAGCUACCAUUCGCCAAGUUGCUCAGGAGAUUAUCCAGCAAGGACGAUCCAUGGCUAAGAAUGGAAGCUCGCCGCUUAUGUUUGAAUGGUACGGCGAAAGGUACUUGGGUGCAGCACAUGGGCUUGCUGGUAUUAUGCACGUUUUGAUGCAUGUUCAGCUGAAGCCAGACGAGGCUGAGGAUGUGAAGGGAACCCUUAAGUAUAUGAUCAAGAGCCGGUUUCCAAGUGGAAAUUACGCUGCCAGUGAAGAGGAUAGGAGAAGAGACCUUCUUGUGCACUGGUGUCAUGGAGCUCCUGGGAUUGCCCUCACGCUUGUGAAGGCUGCUGAGGUUUUUAAAGAGAGAGAGUUUCUGGAAGCGGCUGCAGCUGCAGCAGAGGUGGUGUGGAACCGUGGAUUGCUCAAGCGGGUGGGGAUCUGUCAUGGAAUAAGUGGGAAUGCAUAUGUUUUUCUCUCCCUUUAUAGAGCUACGGGAAGGAGCGAGUAUCUGUACCGUGCAAAAGCCUUUGCCAGCUUCCUGCUUGAUAGAGCCCACAAGCUACUCUCAAAAGGAGAUAUGCACGGAGGUGAUAGUCCUUAUUCCUUGUUUGAAGGCGUUGGAGGCAUGGCCUGUCUCUUCCUCGACAUGGUCGACCCAUUUCAGGCCAGGUUCCCAGGUUACGAGCUUUAAGCUUUUUAGAUCGAUAAACAUCUUUGUAACUCGAAUCCCUCUCUCUAUUUAUAGAGUAGACACAAGGGCAGAGAGAGUUUGUUUAGUGCAAGCAAAAUGUUGUUGUUGUUAUUGUCGUUUGGUGGUGAAAUGGUUAUCGUUUAUUGUCUAAUGAAACUGUGCGGAGAUCUGUCUGUAAACUCUUUGACUAUAUGAAUGUUAGCACUUCGCACGAGUGUGAAAAA